UUGUCAGAGAAGAAAAGUUUUGAUAUAAGAGAUUUUUAUUUUUUUAUAUGAUUUUUUUUCAAUUUGUGUUUCAAGACAUUGAAUGAAUAUUAAAUUUGCAAAUAUGCUUGGAAUUAAGUCCCAUUGCUCUAAAACCUUUAAAAGAACAAAUUUCGCAAAACGUUUCAAAAUUCUUUUGAAUUCUGAAAUUGGGAGUGCUCAAAAUAUUCAAAAUUUUUGCAAACCUUUAACAACCACCAAAUCGGUUAAGGCAACUCCCCCGGUCUCACAAUUGCCCACAACAGUUGGUGGAGGUUCGAGUGCAACAUAUGUUGAGGAUAUGUAUCGGGCGUGGCAACGUGAUCCAACCUGCGUUCACACGUCUUGGGAUGCCUAUUUCCGCUCUGGUGUCUAUGAACCCGUACCUCACGAAUCACAUCCCCAACGUGAUUUAAUGCCCUUGUCUCAAUUCUGUGCUGGCGGCGGUGGUUUAGCUCAAAAAGCCAUUGAUGAUCAUAUUCUGGUUCAUGACAUUAUCAGAAGUUAUCAAACUCGUGGUUUUUUAGCUGCAAGUUUGGAUCCUUUGGGCAUUGUUACGCACAACAAGACCAUAACCAAAUGUGGCGUGGAAUUGAAUGCCAAUGAAAAUGUUUUCAUUAAAGGAGAUUUCUUUAAGGAUGAAAGAAAUUUAGACCAAACAUUUAAAUUGGCCGGUACAACGACUUUUAUAGGUGGAGAUGAAAGGGAAUUGACUUUUCGUGAAAUCCUAAAACGCUUGGAAAAAAUUUAUUGUGAUACCAUGGGCAUUGAGUACAUGUAUAUCUUUUGCUCCAAAAAGAGAGCCUGGAUCAGAGAGCGCAUUGAGAAGCCAGGACAAUUACAAAUGCCAGCUGAAAAGAAGAAAUUAAUUUUAUCGCGUCUCAUAAGAGCCACUGCUUUUGAAAAUUUCUUGGCCAAAAAAUGGUCCUCCGAAAAACGUUUUGGCUUGGAGGGCUGUGAGGUGUUAAUACCCUGUUUGAAGGAAGUCAUUGACCGUUCCUCGGCAUUGGGUGUAGAGUCCUUUAUUAUUGGUUUAGCUCAUCGAGGACGCCUAAAUACAUUGGCCAACAUAUGUCGGAAACCAUUGCAUCAAAUAUUUGCCCAAUUUAGGGUGUUAAAGGCAGAUGAUUCGGGCUCCGGUGAUGUUAAAUACCAUUUGGGAACCUACACGGAGCGUUUGAAUCGCAUUACCAAUAAAAAUGUUCGCAUCGCCUUGGUAGCCAAUCCUUCGCAUUUGGAAGCAGUCAAUCCUGUGGUCAUGGGCAAAACCAGAGCCGAGCAAUUCUACAGAGGCGAUUCAGAGGGUCGCAAAGUUAUGUCUAUACUCAUACAUGGAGAUGCUGCCUUCUGUGGCCAGGGUGUGGUCUAUGAAAGUAUUCAUCUGUCCGAUCUGCCCUCGUACACAAAUCAUGGCACCAUUCACAUUGUCAUUAACAAUCAAGUGGGCUUUACCACUGAUCCACGUUUUCAUCGUUCGUCGCCUUUUUGCACGGAUGUAGCACGUGUGGUGAAUGCUCCCAUACUGCAUGUCAAUGCCGAUGAUCCUGAGGCGGCGGUAUUUUUAAGUGGCCUGGCAGCCGAAUGGAGAGCCACAUGGCACGAUGAUAUUGUGGUGGAUUUGGUGGGCUAUCGUCGCAACGGUCAUAAUGAGGCCGAUGAGCCAAUGUUUACCCAACCUUUGAUGUAUCAAAAAAUACGAAAACACAAACCUGUGCUGCAAUUGUAUGCGGAGAAGUUAUUGCAAGAGAAAAUUAUAACAUCGGAAGAGUUGAAGGCCACCAUUGAGGAAUAUGAUGGCAUACUGGAGGAGGGAUUCAAGGAGUCGGAUAAGGAACAGAUCAUAAGGUACAAAGAUUGGAUUGAUUCUCCUUGGUCUGGCUUCUUUGAUGGCAAAGACCGCAUGGAAAUGGCUCCCACCGGUGUUAAGAAGGAGAUUUUAAUGCACAUAGCCAAGAAGUUUUCUUCACCACCUCCACCGGAAAUACAAUUUGAAAUACAUAAGGGUCUCGAACGCAUCCUCCAGGGCCGCCAACAAAUGGUCAAGGAGUGUAUGGCCGAUUGGGCUUUGGGUGAAGCCUUGGCCUAUGGCACCCUACUCAAGGAAGGUGUUCAUGUUCGUCUAUCGGGAGAAGAUGUUGAACGUGGCACAUUUUCACAUCGCCAUCAUGUGUUGCGUCAUCAAUCGGUCGAUAAGGCCACCUAUAACACCCUGGCCCAUCUCUAUCCAGAUCAGGCCACCUACACUGUGUGUAACAGCAGUCUUAGUGAGUAUGCCCUCCUAGGCUUUGAGCAUGGCUAUUCCAUGAGUAAUCCCAAUGCUUUGGUCAUGUGGGAGGCUCAAUUUGGAGAUUUCUGCAAUACAGGCCAGGCAAUUUUUGAUCAAUUCAUAUCCAGCGGUGAAAUGAAAUGGGUUCGCCAGUCCGGCUUGGUGGUGCUAUUGCCCCAUGGCAUGGAAGGUAUGGGCCCUGAACAUUCAUCAUGUCGUCUAGAGCGUUUCCUACAAAUGUGUCAUGAUGAUCCUGAUAUUUUGCCCUGCCAUUGUGAUGAUGUGGCAUUAAGGCAACUAAAUGACACCAAUUGGAUUGUGGCGAAUUGUACAACUCCAGCGAAUUUGUUUCACAUAUUGAGGCGACAAAUUGCCUUGCCGUUUCGUAAACCUUUGAUUUUGUGUACCCCAAAGUCAGGAUUAAGACAUCCCCUGGCAAGGAGUCCAUUUUCAGAUAUGUCGGAAUGUACAGCAUUCAAACGCAUUAUAGUCGAUGAAGGACCAGCUUCCGAAAAUCCUGAUUGUGUUAAGAAAGUGGUUUUCUGUUCGGGCAAAGUUUAUUUUGACUUGUUCAAAGCAAGAGCGGACAAGAAAGCCGAAAGCCAAAUAAGUUUGAUUCGUGUUGAGCAGAUUUGUCCCUUUCCCUAUGAUUUAAUACGAGAUGAGAUUUUAAAAUAUAAAAAUGCUGAAGUUUUAUGGGCUCAGGAGGAGCAUAAGAAUCAGGGUGCCUGGACCUAUGUACAACCACGCUUUCAAACAGCCAUGGCAAAAGAUGAAGCUUUACAAAUUCAAUAUCAUGGUCGUCCCACUGCUGCUGCCCCAUCGACGGGCAAUAAAAUGCAACACGAACGUGAGUUACAUGAUUUCAUCGUCAGCAUUUUUGGUGAGUUGACUGCUGCCGAAAAGGAAGUCUUGAAGAAAGAAGAAGAAGCGAGAAUAGCCAAAGCAAAGGCCGAAACAGAACAAAAAACGAAAGCAGCCGCCACAAUUGAAAAGUCCCAAAACCCAUCGGCUGCGUCUAAACCCAACAACAAAAGGAAGUGAUUUUUAUAGAAAUACAAAUUUAAAUGAAAUGCAAAAAUUUAAAAUGAUUUAGCUCAGAUUUAUGAUACCUUUUGCAAAUCCUUUAUAUCCAAAAAAAUAUAUAAACAUGA
Messenger RNA from Stomoxys calcitrans (stable fly), 3438 nucleotides. RefSeq names its product 2-oxoglutarate dehydrogenase-like, mitochondrial. Lineage: Eukaryota; Metazoa; Arthropoda; Insecta; Diptera; Muscidae. Gene Ontology annotation, molecular function: oxoglutarate dehydrogenase (succinyl-transferring) activity; thiamine pyrophosphate binding. Gene Ontology annotation, biological process: tricarboxylic acid cycle. The coding region runs from base 83 to 3328 and encodes 1081 amino acids. Gene Ontology annotation, cellular component: mitochondrion; oxoglutarate dehydrogenase complex. The transcript is spliced from 11 exons. The record is from RefSeq and is a predicted model, not a curated record.